Messenger RNA from Ctenocephalides felis (cat flea), 1167 nucleotides. RefSeq names its product cAMP-dependent protein kinase type II regulatory subunit-like. The coding region runs from base 1 to 1167 and encodes 388 amino acids. NCBI's taxonomy places the organism in Eukaryota, Metazoa, Arthropoda, Insecta, Siphonaptera, Pulicidae. The record is from RefSeq and is a predicted model, not a curated record. The transcript has 2 exons.
AUGGAUGAUUUUUUCCCCCUGCCUGCAAAGUGCAGAAAAGAGUUGGAUAAAAACAUUAUAGAAGUGCUUGCAAGGUUCACCGAGUCAUGUAAAACGGAUAAACCAGAUGAUAUAAUAAUAUAUGCCAUUGAUUAUUUCAAAAAACUAAGACAAAAAAGACAAGAUGAUAAAGCCGAAAAAGAAUAUAUAGAUAAGUUGAGUUUGAAACAGGCUGUCACACCAUUAGCAGAAUUUGAUACAGAAGAAUUUAUAGAAGGGCAUCACGAGCAUGUGAGGUCGGAGUGUCAUGAUUUAGAAAAAUUGAAACAAGAACUACCUAAUCGUCCAGUGGAAAAAAGAAUGGAGACUAAAAAGUUCCUUGCCUCAACUCUUAGACAAAGCUGUUUAUUUCAGACAUUGGAUUACGAGCGAAUGCGGAAUGUUAUAAAUGCCAUGAGACCAAAAUUUGUUCGCAAAGGCGAAUGCGUUCUCGAGCAAGGUAAAACUAUAGAUUCAUUUAUGGUUUUUGAAAAUGGAGCUUUUGAAGUAUUAAAAAUAAAACCGCCUGUUCCUGAACCAAAAUUGAUAAGAACUGGUGGCAGAGGUGAAUACUUUGGAGAAAACAGUUUACUUCACCCGAUUGUGAACAAAGUAUCAGUAAUAGCUUUGCUUGAUAGUACCUUAUGGACCAUUUCCAGGAAUUUAACAGAAAGCGAACGCCUAAGUAUUGCGGAACAGAUGAGAACUGUGUAUAUUAAAGAAGGCGAAUCCGUUUAUCAACAAGGUGAAUGCGCAAGUGGAAUCUUUGUAGUUGAAUAUGGUUCAGUAUCGCUAAACUUGCGGGGGAGUCAGGAUUUGCAGAUCAUGGUAAAUCGCGUCGAAGAGCGACAAUAUUUUGGAGAAAUGGCAUUAUUUACGCAUGACAGAAGACCAUCGACGGCUAUUGCACUGAUACCACUGUGUCUGCACUUCGUGGGAGUAAGUAGCUUCGAAAACGUAGUCGGUCCAUGUUUGCAGUUGAUGGCUAGAACACCAGUUGGUUUGAGUGAAAGAAUUAUGGAAUUGUUUGGGCACAUAUCAAAUAUAAAAAAUUUACGUAGCGAGUUACCGAAUACUCUACGCCUUUCACUCGAGUCACUCAGAGAUUUGGAAGUCGAAAAUAAAACAUCACAUGAAGAAAUGCAAUGA